CCUACCUAUUGAACCUUGGUUGGAUCCCCUUUGAAUUCUUCACCAAAUUUUUAUUUACUGGGUUUGCUUGAUCAUUUCAAAGGGGUCCAACACUUGGGUGUAGACAAAGAUAUUCAUAUAAGAAUCAUUGUCUUUAAAUUUGUAUAUAUAUAUAUAUACAUAUAUAUAUAUAUAUUUUUCCUAAGAAUACUUUUGGAUUUUUGGGAUGUGGAGAGAUCCUGGGGCUCCCGCUGAUUCUUUUUAUGAAACUCGUCCUGAGUGCACCGAUGUUCCCAAGUCUCGAUUUAGGAUCAAGGCUGGCAAAACAUUAAGUGCAAGAAAAUGGCAUGCUGCAUUUUCUCCAGAAGGGUAUUUAGAUAUAGGCAAGACUCUGAGUCGAAUCCAUCGUGGGGGAAUCCAUCCAUCAAUUAGAGGAGAAGUUUGGGAAUUUCUACUUGGUUGCUAUGAUCCCAAGAGUACAUUUCAAGAAAGAGAUGAGAUAAGACAACGUCGUAGGGAGCAAUAUGCUAAUUGGAAGGAAGAAUGUCGUAAGUUGUUUCCUCUCAUAGGAAGUGGUAGAUUUAUCACAGCACCUGUAAUUACUGAAGAUGGUAGACAGGUUCAAGAUCCCUUGGUUUUGUUAGAAAAUAAUCCAAAUAAUGGAUUGGUUAUACCCACGGAGGUUACCACUAAUGAUACAAAUAACUUAAAAAAGGUGACAGACAAAGGAGUAAUUCAAUGGAUGUUAACGCUCCAUCAAAUAGGUCUUGAUGUGAUACGCACUGAUAGAACAUUGAUUUUUUAUGAAAAGAAAGAGAACUUAUCAAAACUUUGGGAUAUUCUCAGUGUUUAUGCUCGAAUAGAUUCAGAUGUUGGCUAUGGUCAAGGAAUGAGUGACCUAUGCUCUCCUAUGAUAAUACUUCUUAAUGAUGAGGCUGAUGCAUUUUGGUGCUUUGAGCGUUUGAUGCGUCGAUUGCGAGGAAAUUUUAGAUGCACUGAUAACUCUGUUGGUGUUGAGGCUCAAUUAAGUACUUUGGCUACUAUCACUCAAGUAAUUGAUCCAAAACUUCAUCAACAUAUAGAACAUAUUGGUGGAGGUGACUAUCUAUUUGCUUUUCGGAUGAUAAUGGUUCUAUUUCGACGAGAAUUCUCUUUUUGCGAUUCGUUGUACCUUUGGGAGAUGAUGUGGGCUCUAGAAUAUGAUCCCGAUUUGUUUUGGAUGUACGAGGAUGAUGAUGACAAAUCUGAGGAAUCUAAAGGAAGAUUAAAGUCAUUGCGCCACUAUGGAAAGUAUGAAAGAGAAAAUAUGAAAAAUGGAGCAAAGAAUGGUGAAGAUCCCCCCCUUCCCAUAUCUGUUUUCCUUGUUGCUAGUGUACUAAAAGACAAAAGCACAAUGUUACUCCAGCAAGCAAAAGGCUUGGAUGAUGUUGUCAAGAUAUUGAAUGAUGUAAAUGGAAAUCUUGAUGCUAAAAAAGCUUGUGUGGCUGCAUUAAAACUUCACAAGAAAUAUUUGAAAAAGGCUAAGAAUCCUUAGCACCAAAUAUAACCCGCCAUAUUUGUUUUUCCACUAACCAACGGUGGUGUUGAUGUGCCCUUUAUUUGGAAGACAAUAUUAGAUCUUCUAAAUAAAUCUAGAUUAUGUUUAAUAGAAAAGUAACUAUGGUUGUACACAAUAUCAUUAUGUACAACCAUUUGUUCAUACUUUGUGAUGUAUUUUAUAUGAUAAAAAUGGGGGAAACAAAAAGCAUGUUCUUGCCAUCAAUAUUGUAUUAUACUGUUUAGUAAAAUGAUUUUUUUUACUUC
This is a messenger RNA of Glycine soja, 1782 nucleotides long. Its product is annotated as TBC1 domain family member 15-like. The coding region runs from base 206 to 1513 and encodes 435 amino acids. NCBI's taxonomy places the organism in Eukaryota, Viridiplantae, Streptophyta, Magnoliopsida, Fabales, Fabaceae. Gene Ontology annotation, molecular function: GTPase activator activity. The record is from RefSeq and is a predicted model, not a curated record. Gene Ontology annotation, biological process: activation of GTPase activity. The transcript is spliced from 11 exons.